AGUGAAACCAGUCAGUUUCAAGACAUUGAGGCGCGAAUAUAAUAGUGGAGAGAGAGAAGAGAAUAUUUCGUUCGUUCCUUUUCUUUUUCCAAUAUUUUUUUUUCUCUCCCUUUCUCUCUCUCCCUCUCUCUCUCUCUCUCUCUCUCUCUCUUUCCCUUCCUUAUUAUAUUUUUGUUCCACAUUUGAAUUUUUAAUAUUCAUCGAUUUUUUAAUCUUCUCUUAAUUCGAUAUCCUAUUUAAAUCUCAUUUUAUUUCUUUUAUCUUGUUUCGUUUUGUUCCUUUCCCUUUUUUUUUUUGAAAUAUUUCAAAAUAUAAAUAUCGAUUAAAAUCACAAAGUAUAUUUUCUUUCCACUUGGUUUUUCUUUUUCAUUUUUUUUUUCUUUAUUUUUUUUUUUUUUUGUGUUAAUAUUCGAGUGUUAUAAUACGCGAGAAGCCAUAUCGUCGUCGUCGUCGUCGUCGUCAUCGUUGUCAUCGUUGUCGAUAUCAUCGUCGGUGACUAAACAUCACUGGUUUGGUUUAUUCUCCGAUUAGAGAAAAUUUCUCUCUAGAAAGAGAGAGUCUCGCUUGAAAGUGCAUCAUUCUUUUUGUUUGAGAAUCCUAAGAAGAAGGUUUGUCGGACGAGAGAUCUUUGUUUCUUAGUGUUACUUAUAUCAAUACUCGGCAACAGAUAUAUAAUUAUUACAGUUUUGAAACAUACGGUGAGAAGAAAGUCGACCAGUCAAAAGGUCAAGUGCAUAAAACGGAAAAGAAAGGGAGAAAGAAAUAUAUAAUUUUGCAAAAUAUCUCCUUCUUAUUAUAAUUCAAGGCUGACUUCUUUCUCGUGAAGAAAAAAGAAAGAAGAAGAAAAGCGUAUGUGUGCCUGUGUAUGCGUGUAUAUAUAAAAGGAGAAAACCAAAAAAAUAAAUCGCGAUGAAGCUCGAGGGAAACUGCUCGAAGGACGACGAUGCCAAUGGGAUAUUAUUACAAUCCAGGAAAAAUUCAGCUGUUCGGUUACAAGUUAUACCAGCGCCGCCAAAAACUAUCACUCAUUUACCAAAGAGGCCACCAGUAGAUUUGGCCUUCUCUGAUCUCGUUUAUAAAGUUCGAGAAGGACGCAAAAACAAUGUAAAAACAAUCUUAAAAUCUGUAAGCGGAAGACUCCGUUCUAGCGAGUUAACAGCCAUUAUGGGACCAUCAGGUGCUGGAAAGUCGACUCUUUUGAAUAUACUCACUGGAUACAAAUCGGCAGGAGUAGAAGGAAGUAUAACGAUGAAUGAACAAGAAAGGAAUUUAAGUGUCUUUAGAAAACUCUCUUGCUACAUCAUGCAAGAUAAUCAGCUUCAUGGCAAUUUAACUGUCGUCGAAGCUAUGAAGGUCGCUGCAAGUCUUAAACUUGGUAAACACGUUCCAAAAGACGAGAAAGAAGAAGUGAUACAAGAAAUAUUGGAAACACUCGGUUUAUCCGAGCACAAACAUACUAUGACCUCAAACUUAAGCGGUGGUCAAAAGAAAAGACUUUCGAUCGCCCUUGAACUUGUCAAUAAUCCUCCUGUUAUGUUCUUCGAUGAACCCACGAGUGGAUUGGAUUCGUCAUCUUGUUUUCAAUGUAUAUCCCUCUUGAAGACAUUGGCUCGUGGUGGAAGAACAAUCAUUUGUACGAUUCAUCAGCCAAGUGCAAGAUUAUUCGAAAUGUUUGAUGCUUUGUACACCCUGGCCGAAGGUCAAUGCGUUUAUCAAGGAUCUACAUCUCAGCUGGUACCAUUCUUAAGAACAAUUAAUCUCAAUUGUCCAAGUUAUCAUAAUCCAGCAUCUUUCAUAAUCGAAGUCGCUUGUGGGGAAUACGGUGAUAAUUUGAAAAAUUUGGUGAACGCGAUAAAAAAUGGAAAAUAUGAUAUACGCGAAGGUCAUCCAUUUCCUGAUAUUAAAAAUGAUGGUUUGAAUAAUAGCGGAGCGAACUCGAGUUUCGAGAAGGACAUAGAAAUAAUUGGGAAUGUACGAGAAGUGGUUAAAGAUAAAAAUGAUGUCAGUAAUAUCGAGGAAAAAUUUCCAGAGAAUGAACAAACAAAGGAAGUUAAUAACGGUGGAAUUAUUCCAAGUUAUGCCACGAAUGACAUUAUCAAGCAAGCUAACGAUGUAACGAUAUCUAUUUCUAAUGAAAAAGAUAACGUCAAUGCGGCACUUCUCAAUAAUACGAUCAUCGUUACACCGGAAAGAUAUCCUACCUCAGAAUUCGUACAAUUCUGGAUCGUUUUAAAGAGAACGUUACUUUUCAGUCGAAGAGAUUGGACUCUGAUGUAUCUUCGUCUAUUUGCACAUAUUCUGGUAGGCUUUUUGAUAAGUGCCCUUUAUUAUGAUAUCGGUAAUGAUGGUGCUAAAGUACUAAGCAAUCUUGGAUUUUUAUUCUUCAACAUGUUAUUCCUUAUGUACACGUCCAUGACAAUUACAAUUUUAUCCUUCCCGUUAGAACUUCCAGUACUUCUCAAAGAAAAUUUUAACAGGUGGUACUCCCUGAAAGCGUAUUAUUUGGCCAUCACUUUGUCGGACAUACCUUUUCAAGCCAUCUUUUGUAUAAUUUACGUAACAAUCGUUUAUUUCUUAACGAGUCAACCAGCCGAAAUGAUGAGAUUCAGCAUGUUCCUAAGUGCCUGCCUGUUGAUAUCAUUCGUCGCACAAUCUGUAGGUCUCGUAGUUGGUGCUGCCAUGAAUGUACAAAAUGGCGUAUUUUUAGCGCCAGUAAUGUCAGUACCGUUUCUACUAUUUUCGGGUUUCUUCGUCAGUUUCGACGCUAUUCCUGUUUACCUUAGAUGGAUAACCUAUCUUAGUUAUAUCAGAUAUGGUUUUGAAGGAACAGCAUUAGCCACUUAUUCAUUUGCACGAGAAAAACUCAAAUGCUUCCAGGUAUACUGCCACUUUAAAAAUCCAGAAACAACGUUGGAGGAACUCGACAUGCUUGAUGCUGAUUUCACUUUGGACAUUCUUGCACUUCUUUUGAUAUUCGUUAUUCUACGAAUCGCUGCGUAUCUAUUUCUCCGUUGGAAAUUAAAAUCAGCCCGAUAAUAAUUAUUAAAUUUAUCAAUUGUAUUUUCUUUCAAAUUCACGAUCUCGACGGUAGUCUAAAGAUUAAGAAAGAAAUACAUUCCUCGUUCUACGAUAAAAGAUCGGAAGAUCGAUCAAUGUGACUUUGUUACCAAUGGUAUCGAAUAUAUUUCGAAUUUAUGAAUAAUUAUAUUUUGACGAUCUUUUGAUUCGCUUGCCGAUACUUCACGUAGAAAUGUAAAAGAUAAUCUACUGUGUGUAAUGAACGAGAGAAAAUCGUGCCGAAAUGAAAUCGAGAAAAAUAUAACAAUGAGAUCAAUAACCGUUUGAUUGCAAAUGCCGUAUCAUUGAGAGAUUUUUUAUACGAUACGUACAACAGCCUGUGAUCUUUCUAUCUAGAUAAAUAUCAUAUUAACAAAAUUUUAAGUCUAUCUUAAAAAAUUUUUGAAAUAUAUAUUAUAUAUACAUAUAUAUAUUUCUUUUUUUAUUUGUUUUCUCUCUCUCUCUCUCUCUCUCUCUAUAUAUAUAUAUAUAUGUAUAUAUGUACGUAUAUAUAUUUAUCUAUAUAAUAAAACUAUAAACUGGUCAAUAAUUGUCCAAACGUACGAAAUUACUUCAUAACUAAUUUUAGAUUAACGAAAAAGCUGGUUUGCUGCAAAACGGUUAAAAAAAAUUAAUGCAAAAAGAAAAAAAGAAAGAAAAUAGAAAGAAUGAAACGAAGAAGAAUUCUUCAAAAUGUUCAAUCUCAAAGUUUUCACGCAGAAAAAAAUUAUCGUUUAGCUAUUCUUCUUUCUCCAUUUAUUAUAUUAUACCACUCUAAAUCUAUAAAAUAAUUUAUUUAUCUUUUAGUUUCUAAUUAUUCUAUAAAUGACGGUGGUUAACUAUAAGUCAUGUGCUUCUUUUAUUCAGGGUACUAUAUAUCUCUCUAAUGUUAUUAUAAAUUUAUUAUUAUUAUCGUUAUUAUUAUUAUUAUUGUUAUUGUUAUUAUUAUUAUUAUUAUUAUUAUUAUUAUUAUUAUUAUGAUCGCUAACAUUAUUUUUACUAUAAUUAGAUUUUUUAUAACAAAUUGAUUAUGAAUGUAAAUUCUGAAUUUAUAUGUAAGUCAUUAUGACCAUAAUGAAAUCAUGAUCAUUUGUCAAAGAUCAUUUGUUAACAAAAAAAUAGAUAGAAAAGAAACGUAUGAUUUUUUCUUCUCUAUCCUUCAUUUUUUUAUGUUUUUAAUAAUUGUCACUCAUAAUUCAUGAAUGUAAUCUAGGCGUAGCAUUGCCAUAAAAUGACCUUUCAUAGUCGAUAAUAAUAAUUAUUAUACCGUGGUUGUUUAUGCAAAUGUGUAGUUUUAAUGAGGAAAAAAAACAAAGAAAAGAUAAAAGUACACUUGAGAUUUGGACAAAUAUUUAUUAUAUCAUGUAUUAUAAAAAUGUAUAUUUUAUUCUGCAUUAUUUAUUGUGGAUAUAUUUACAUAUUUACUAAAUUACAUAUUUACAUAUUUUACUAAACUAAUAUGUAUGAAUAUAUUCACGAAUAUAGACAUUCUUUUUAAAAAGUAAUUAUAUAUAUUAUAAUAUUAUCUGCAAGCAGUAAAAGUUAAGGAGUACAUAUUUUUAAUAUACUAUCACUUCUAUUUUUAUUUAAUGAAUUUUCAUUGUUAUAUCCAUUUAAAUUAUCCAAAUAUUCGAAUAGAAUAAUUUUAGUAAUUAUGAUUUACAUAUUAUUACUUCACUUUUAUUUUCUUUCUUUCUUUUUUUUCUUCUCUGUUGAUUAAUUUAUGGCUGUGAGUGUAUGAAUCCAAAAUUUCGCGAUAAUGCGUAUCUUCUCAAAAGUUUAAUCUCUUCACAUUUGAUUCUAAUUAUCAAGAGAAAAAGAAAAUAUAUAAAAGAUCCUUAGCUUACACUAUUAACACAUAUAAUUUUUCUAGAUUAAUUGUACACGAUAAGAGAGUUAAAUAUUCGUAUUCGUAUGCUGAUAUAUAUUGUGAAUCUUUCAUUUUUUAUAUUAUAGCUUAAUAUAUGACAAAUAACUUUAAUUACGAAAAGACAAAUUGAUUAACAAAAAAUAAUUCAGAUUAUUAAUCUAAUCUUUGAGAAAGAUUAGAAGGUGAGAAGUUCUUUCAACGUAAAUAAAUAUUUAUAUUUCAUAUAUUAGAGGAAUAAGAAAAGAACGUGAAUUUAUGAGACAAAUAAUGUCGAUUGAAAAAAAAAAAAAAAAACAAACAAAUAUAUAUAUAUAUAUAUAUAA
Molecule: messenger RNA, 5250 nt
Organism: Vespa velutina
Lineage: Eukaryota; Metazoa; Arthropoda; Insecta; Hymenoptera; Vespidae
Product: ATP-binding cassette sub-family G member 4
Exons: 13
Coding region: 910-3036 (708 amino acids)
Cellular component (GO): plasma membrane
Molecular function (GO): ATP hydrolysis activity; ABC-type transporter activity; ATP binding
Source: RefSeq, a predicted model, not a curated record